CACACACGCACACACUACACACAAAGCAGUGAAGGCUAUGGUGGGUUGAAGACGCACGCGGACCUCCAGCGAGCUCGUUCCCAGUGUGAUUGACCUGCAGGCGGUGUACCGUGUCGUGAGAAGAUGUCUGUGAACGAGGUGUUUGUGUUCCGGCCCUUCAAGCUGAUCGCUCUGCUGUGCGUCUUCCUGGCGCUGUGUUUGGACGUGGUGGCUCUGCUGAGCCCAGCCUGGGUCACCGCGGACCACUUCUCCCUGUCCCUGUGGGAGUCCUGCUCCCAGUCCGCGGCACGGGAUCCGACGGAGGAGGCUCAGUGGAGCUGCUUCUCCACCCUCACAUCUGACUGGCAGAUUGCCACCCUGGUGCUGCUGGUUGCCGGUGCUGUGGCAACUCUCCUGGCCUUUCUGGUGGCCCUGAUUUCCCUCUGCAGGGGGACACACAGGCGCCACUACCACACCGUGGCCGUGUUGCUCUUCACUGCAGUGGUUCUGCAGUCCUGCGCUCUGGUCCUCUACCCGAUCAAGUUCAUCGAUGGAACAGUUCUCCAGACCUAUCACGAGUUCAACUGGGGCUACGGGCUCGGCUGGGGAGCCACCAUCUUCAUGCUGGGUGGCGGGAUCCUCUUCUGCCUGCGGACGGACGUAUACGAGGACGCAAUGUACUGAGUCCUUUCUCAAACCCACACACACACACACACACACACACACAGAAUUCCCAUACAGGAGGUGUGCUACUUUUCUUCACUCUGCGCACAGCUUGUGUGCACGCGAGCACAGACACCGUCUCUCUCUUUCUCCUGCUCUCUCUGUUAUUUUUAGACCGGUUGUGAAGGCCCAAUUUAGGCCAGGGCCUUUUAUGAAUAAGACGCCCAGAACCCCUCCUCCCAUGCAGCCAGCAGGUCCCUCAGCCCUGCCGGUAUCAGGGAUGAGGCGGGCAGAGCUAAAGCACAGAGAGCUUUCCGGACAGGCAUGAGCCACCGAUGCUGGACGUUUCCACCGCACGUUGACCUGGAUCUCUAUUGUUAGAGAAGUGGGACAGUAGAUUCUGAGCACAGACCUGAAUGUGCAGUGACUGAACAUUUAAAGGGAUGACUGAUCUCCGCGUUUACUUUUUUAAAAUUCUUUUCUUAGCAUUUCAUGAAGACAAGCUUGUUGUUGAUGUAUUUAUGGCACACACUUCAUAAAUAUUGAUGAACUUCCCCCUCCGUGUGUUCUAGCUGAAACAUAUCUAGUAAUGCCAGGCCUUCUGAUAGUAGAACUGUAAAUUAGAUAUAUGCGACAGCUCUCGAGUGUUUAUAGUUUGUUUGCAAACUCACACUAGUCUGUCUCAAAUUCAACAUGUAAAUGUGUACAAAGUAUUUCUACAUGAAGGAAAAUCCAGAAUAAACAAUUGUAGUUUUGGGAGUGUUA
Molecule: messenger RNA, 1407 nt
Organism: Anarrhichthys ocellatus (wolf-eel)
Lineage: Eukaryota; Metazoa; Chordata; Actinopteri; Perciformes; Anarhichadidae
Product: transmembrane protein 47-like
Exons: 3
Coding region: 124-663 (179 amino acids)
Biological process (GO): cell-cell adhesion
Cellular component (GO): cell-cell junction; membrane
Source: RefSeq, a predicted model, not a curated record